CCCGAGCCGGGAGAGAGAGGAAAACUCUGUUGCUCACUCAGUCUCCAAGUUUGAGAGAAAGUUACCACCUCUUCCCCAGACUCUGAACACGCACUGCAGGCAGAGACACACACACACACACCCACACACACACAAGCUCACACACAAGUUGUUCAGGACAGCAGAAAGCGUGAAACAGCCAGGACUGCUUGUAAAUGUGUUUGUGGAGGGAAAGAAGAUUUGCAGUUCGCCGGAGGAUCUCGGCGUGGACUGAACAACUUCGUCUGGGACGUUUUCCUCUCAUCACCUACCAGGUGGCCAAAUGAACUGUUUAGCCUGAAGACCAAAGAUCAUAGGGCCCCGAUUCAACGGCAAGGGAGAGAGUGAACGGACCGAGACCACUGCUGCCUCGCUUUGCAUUAUGAGUCGCAACUGAAGAAUUUCUUUAGGGUUCCGUUUUGUGGUUUGAAAAACUGAAGGCAAAAAAAAAAAUGGACGUUAAGAAAAAAGAAAUGGAUCUCCUUAGCAACAGCAUUGCAGCUUUUGCACACAUCAAAGCCAACCCGGAGAGCUUUGGGCUUUACUUUGUCCUCGGAGUGUGUUUCGGCCUGGUGUUGACCCUCUGCCUCUUGGUGAUCCGCAUAUCCUGUAAGCCGCGGACCAGGAUCGCUCCCCCCACGCCUGAAAAGAACCCCUUAAAAGACGUCAGCGUGGAAGACGAGGAAAGCGAUGAUGACGAGGAUGAGGAAGGGGAUGAAGGAGAGGCCUCUGUUCCAUUGCCCAUCACAGAAAUCCCUGUUGGGAAUCAUACCAGCCAGUCAGACGGCACUCUGAGUGUGAACGUUUUUACGUCAGCUGAGGAGCUGGAGCGCGCACAGAGGCUGGAGGAGAGAGAACGGAUCAUCCGGGAGAUCUGGAGGAAUGGCCAGCCUGACAUCCUGGGGACGGGAACAGGGACUAUUGGAAGAGUGCACUACUACUAAUGAACAGAACGCUUCCAGGAAACCUGAGUUUGUAAUGGAGUAAACAUAAAAACCUUUGGGCCUGGUGUCCUUUCAACUUGAGAGCUUCUUUUUUUAUCCAAAGUGACUUGUGGGACAUGAAAAUAUCAGUGCCAAAUUUGAGAUAUUUUGCUUUGACAAAGCUGAACUUUGAGAUAUUGCACUUCUUAUGUAGCAUUAUGCAUUACUGUCAACUGACUAUACGUAUUUGAACUAAAAGGUGUCUUACUGGCCUCUGUGGAAAUCAAGUGGAAUGAAUGGAGGAACUGAAGGAUUUGUGGAGGUGUCAAGCUGUAAAUAUACAAGAGGGAAUAUAGAUGUCGAACAUGUGAAUGUUUUCUCUCAGUUCAUGUAUUCCUAAAGAGCCCAUUGAUAUUAAAUUCACACCAGAUGUCAGGAACAACACAACAUAAAAUGAAAUUCAAACUAAUUAGUCCAUAAAUUCCUCUUUCACAUACUGUGAUCCUCUGUUUUUCAAUGGAUUUUCAAUGGAUUUUAAUUGGGUUCAAGUGAAGUUCCACUUGCCCAAACAUGAUGUUUGGACAAUCAAAGUGUUAUGUUUUGGUCUCAUGUGGCCAGAUCCUUUUCUCCCAAGGUUUCAUUGUGUUUUACAAAAGAUCCACAGCAAAUUUUAAACGAGCUUCAGCAUUUUUUUUUUGUCUUUUUUAUAAUGGAGCCUAGCGCACUUAGUCUGCAUGAAAGUCAUGACUGUUGAGUGCAUUAUUUGUAGGUUUCAUGUGAAAUUUGUACUUGCUAAUUGCUGGAGUUUCUGAAGUUCUCCGUUAGUGGUAAUUUGCUCUUGUACAACUCUCCUGAAUAUUUCAGUGACACAUCUGGCAUUAACCUUCCAAGGACCACUUGGUAAUGUAUGACUUACACUAAAAUUACUCCACUGUGGAACAUUAAAAAGUUUAUAAAUAUAUCUGCAACCAAUAGCAUCAGUUUGUUGGGCAACAAUUGGGUUGCAAAAGUCUUGAGAGAGCUCUUUGCCCUUAUCCAUCACGGCAUCCUUGGUAAUGAGAAACAUUUUUUUUUAAUCAACUACACCAGCAGGAUAUUAACUGGCACUGUUAGAAAGCACUGUUUUUUCUCAAUGCUUGCUGAUUUCACUGGUUUCCUGGCUCCCUGUGGCUCUGUGCAGCUUCUUUUCCUACUUUUCAAAGUUAAUUUCCCAUUUCAUUCCAUUUUAUUACACAUAACUUAAUUUGUGGGCUUAUUUGUUUGGCUUUGCUUUUGUAUGUGAAUUACUUGGGUGGCUAAUGACAUCUGGUGUCAAUUCAAUGGCAUGCUAAAAGGACCCUUAGAAACACUUACUGAGAAAAAUGUUAACAUGAUCAAUACUUAUUUUCCCACUGUAUUUGGUGCUUAAUGUUAAAACAGCAGGUUUGCAUAUAUUAAGCAAAACAAUGCAACAAUAAAAUAUUUAAAGAUUUUCUCUCCUAAGCUGUUGUUUUUGAUAUAUUUAAAACAUAUUUAGUAAUUGAGAGGCAAUUUUAAAUAACAAAAUAAGUGAAAACAUGUGACUUUGACCCACAAACCCAGCUGAAUAAAACAGCAAGACACAAAAAUUCAAUCUGCCUUGUAUCAAGGUUUCAGGCUGCUGGUGCAACUAUGGGCCCCAACUGAGCACUGUUUUCAUACCACAGCUUGCUUGAGUAUUGUGCCGACCAUUUCCAUACCUAUAUGACCACAGCAACUUAUCCUCUGAUGAUUACCUCCAGCAGGAUGAUGCACCAUGUCACAAAUCUCAACUGGUUUCAUAUGACAAGAAGUUCACAUCGUAAACCAAGGGAGCACCUUUAAGACGUGGCAGAAGAUUUGCACCAGCCUACAAAUCUGCAGUAACUUAAUGCUUUGAUGCUAAUUGUACAAAUCUCUGAUGAUUGGUUAUAACACCUUGCUGAAUGCUGACGGGUUUCAACCUAGGACCGAUGAGGUGUUGUACCCCAAAGUGGUUCAUGUGUGUAGAUAGUUGUAAUGACUUUAUUCCACCUUGAAGGAUCAAUUCAGAUUUUUGAAGUUGGGUUCUGUUGAAGGAUCACGACCAGUCAAUAUCUUACCCUGUAAAACUAGAGCCACGUCGAGACAAAAGCAAACCCUUCCAACGUCACAUUCGCAUAAGACUGCUGCUCAUAUAAAAGUCUAUAACUAGUCAUAAGAAGAAACAUGGUAGUUCAUGGGCAGCAAUAAUUCCUAAUAUAAAAUAGUUCUUGAAAAAUAAAACAUGUAAAGCACAGACUUUCAGAGUAACUGAUGAAAAGCUAAAACACUGUAAAAAUCAGCAAUCCCUUGAACUGAUAAAAUAUUUUAUCAGUUCCCAUAAAACACAAGAGAUCAAAGACAUCUAUACUGCCAAUAUAAAGUUCAAAUUUAAAGGUCUAUUUGUGAAACACAAGUUUAAAAGCAUUCUUUCUUAGGUCGUGUGUUGCUUUUGUGAGAUGCAUGAAUGUCACUUGAACAACACAAAGCAGAACGCCUUUCAUUCUCCUGUCACUGUUUGUAAUUGAGCCACAGCAGUUCUUCACCUUGGGGGGGUAGAAGCUGUUUAAUUAAAACACCUUAUGGAGUUAAUGUGUGAGACUUUCUUAGAUGAUUGUAAGCUGUCAGAAGUGCUUGAUAGAGGUUGGUCCAGAUGUGCACCUAGAUAAGAUGUAGAUAAGAAUUACAAGUGAUUAAUGACUUCUGGGAGACAGUAGUUUUAUGUUUAAUUUGUAUUAUUUUGUCAUUGUCUUUGAAUCAUAUAUAAAAACCUUGUUUCACAGUUUUGUUUUGUUUUAUUGUUGUUUUUUUUUUUUUUUUUUACAGAGAUCGAAUGGGUCCUUUUGGUAUAUUAUUAUACAUAUGCCUGCUGCCAAGGCAUGAAACAGCAUGACGUCAGUGGCACAAGUAUAUUCUGGUUUUGUGUUAAACAGUCCAAAGUUGUUGUUUUUUUUUUUGUUUAAAAGAGAGAGAGAGAUUUUUUUGGGCAUAGUUGCUCUCCAACAAUCAGAUUAAAACAGUGCUGAUCAGGUUGGUUUAUGUUGAGUUUAUGGGGGUUUCUUAUAAUGUUUGACUGCUCACUCUGCUGUCUGUUUAGCUCAGCAUGCCUUUGUCUACUCUUCUGUUGCUGCCGCCAAUAAACGAUUUUAACUCUUA
This is a messenger RNA of Poecilia latipinna (sailfin molly), 4115 nucleotides long. It is a transcript of the gene eva1ba, whose product is annotated as eva-1 homolog Ba (C. elegans). The record is from RefSeq and is a predicted model, not a curated record. Bases 471 to 962 code for a protein of 163 amino acids. Lineage: Eukaryota; Metazoa; Chordata; Actinopteri; Cyprinodontiformes; Poeciliidae. The transcript has 4 exons.